Molecule: messenger RNA, 1160 nt
Organism: Malus domestica (apple)
Lineage: Eukaryota; Viridiplantae; Streptophyta; Magnoliopsida; Rosales; Rosaceae
Product: probable helicase MAGATAMA 3
Source: RefSeq, a predicted model, not a curated record
AAAUAAAAAAUUCCUGUGCAGAUUAGGAGCUUUCCUUCUGCAGAGUUUUACUCGGAGUCAUUGGAGGAUGGUCCUAAUAUUAUAGAGCAGACACAACGUUCUUGGCAUGACUAUCGAUGCUUUGGACCCUUCUGCUUUUUUGACAUACAUCAAGGGAAGGAAUCCAAGCCCGAAGGAAGUGGUAGAUCUGUUGUGAAUGUUGCUGAGGUUGAUUUUAUCAUGCUCUUGUAUCAUAAUUUAGUGGAUAAAUAUCCAGAGCUUAAAUCAAGUCAGCGGUUCACGAUUAUAUCCCCGUAUCGUGGACAAGUAACUCUCUUCAAAGAACGUUUCAGAAGUACUUUCGGAGUGGAGUCUGACAAAUUCGUGGAUAUUACUACUAUUGAUGGUUGCCAGGGACGUGAAAAGGAUGUUGCAAUAUUUUCAUGUGUCAGGACAAACGAGCAUGGAAAAAUUGGGUUUCUGUCUGAUUUUCGGCGAAUGAAUGUUGCGAUCACUAGAGCAAAAUCUUCUGUCUUGGUAGUGGGAUCUGCAUCAACAUUAAGGAAGCGCGAUGAGCAUUGGAAUAACCUUAUCGAAAGCGCUGAAAAGAGGGAUUGUUUGCUUAAGGUCUCACAGCCAUACACUUCAUUUUUCAGUGAUGAGAAUCUGGAAACCAUGGCUAUCAAGAAAGAAUUCUCAUUGGAGGAGGUUGAGAAUGAUGAGGUGGAUAACUAUGCAGGUUCAAACAAUUUUGGGGGUGCCGACCCGGCGGAGGGAGAGGAGAACGAUUAUGGAGACGGGGGUAUGGACAUGGAUGAUGGAGGCAACGGCGAUGACUGAGUAUCGAUAUGAUAAUGUUGCUUAGGUCAUAUGAAGUCGUGUGAGAUGAAAGUCUCAUGCACCGUUUUGAAUGAGAAAGAAGUGAGGAAUCCUCUUUUCAACUUGAUCCCCACUUCAGUUGUUGCUUUUCUUUCUAUUACUUCAAAAGUAGCUGCUUCAGCUUCAACCACCCGAAUUUUUUAUAUUCGUUUGGGUGGGAGACUUCUUGUGUAAGUUAAACUACCGUCAGCUAUUUAGAUGCGUCAAGCCCCACCCCCCACCCCCACCCCCACAUAUACCGAUUACCAUUACAAUGGAAAACAUAGUUUUGUCUUAACUUUUGUGCCGGUUAUCCUGACUAC